This is a messenger RNA of Eruca vesicaria subsp. sativa (arugula), 810 nucleotides long. The record is from the annotation of a GenBank genome assembly. NCBI's taxonomy places the organism in Eukaryota, Viridiplantae, Streptophyta, Magnoliopsida, Brassicales, Brassicaceae.
AUGCAAGCUGUGAUUCGUUCGUUUGUGUCCGGUGGAAAUGUUGUUAGAUCAUCUCUGCUGCAACAUGUCCGUGUGAUUAACCCUGCGAUUCAGCCUUCUGUGUUGUCUUCACGCUUUGAGUCAACUCAGCCUGCUCGCAUGGAGGAGCAUGGAUUCGAGAGUACUACUAUUUCUGAUGUUAUGAACGCUAAAGGCAAAAGUGCUGAUGGAUCUUGGCUUUGGUGUACUACUGAUGACACUGUCUACGAUGCUGUUAAAUCCAUGACACAACACAAUGUUGGUGCCUUGGUGGUUGUGAAACCUGGUGAGAAACAGUCUCUUGCUGGAAUCAUUACAGAGAGAGAUUAUCUGAGGAAGAUCAUUGUGCAAGGGAGAUCAUCUAAAUCUACAAAAGUAGGGGACAUUAUGACUGAAGAGAAUAAGCUUAUCACUGUGACACCAGAGACCAAAGUCUUGAGGGCUAUGCAGCUCAUGACAGAUAACAGGAUCAGGCACAUUCCAGUGAUCAAAGACAAGGAAGGUAUGAUAGGAAUGGUGUCCAUAGGAGAUGUGGUCCGUGCAGUGGUGUCUGAGCAUCGUGAAGAGCUCAACCGCCUAAAUGCGUUUAUCCAGGGAGGUUACUAGAAGACGCUACCCUUGCGCGUGGUGGUGUGAUGAAUCUCGAAAGCUUUAAGAUGUGUGUAUAUAUUAUGGAGUCUUGGUUGUUUGUCUGAUGUUUGUUGUUUUUAAUCUGCUGUUUCAAGUGGUUUAACUUGCUAAGACUAAGCUCUUUGUGCUUUCCCUUCUUUUAUGCUACCCUGCAAGAUAAUA